Ctenopharyngodon idella (grass carp) is the source of this 1889-nucleotide messenger RNA. RefSeq names its product rasd family member 4 (gene rasd4). Gene Ontology annotation, molecular function: GTPase activity; GTP binding. NCBI's taxonomy places the organism in Eukaryota, Metazoa, Chordata, Actinopteri, Cypriniformes, Xenocyprididae. The transcript has a single exon. Bases 595 to 1221 code for a protein of 208 amino acids. The record is from RefSeq and is a predicted model, not a curated record.
UGAUUUUUUUAUAGUGGUUCUCUAGAUUAUUAAAAAUGUUUCUUUUAAGAACCAUUCACUGAAAGAUUCUUUGAGGACCAAAUAUGAUUCUUCUAAUGCAUCGCUACAAAACCCCCCCUUUUGGUUCCUCAAGAUGGACUAUAUACUGCAGGGAGAUACACAUACAUAUAAACUGCCAAAAUGCUCUUGGCAAAUUAAAUUCACACAUUUAAAACCUUGACAACCGCUGUAUCCAAGGCGCAAAACACAUCUGACAGCUCUCCACUACAUCACCUCUCCUUCAACAGCGAGAGCUUGUAUCUCAUCUGCAUAGUGUCUUGUCAUUGGCCAGUGAUUUAACAGCAGGAGAUGCUGCUGCAAGCUGAUUGGCUGAGCUCUGAAGUAGGCUUGGAAUCCCUGCCAUUGAGAAAGGCCAUAAAUAGGGCACACGAACACACAAAACACAGAUGCAGCUGCAACCAUUCAACAUUUCACACGCUCUAACACGGUCACAAUCCAAAGAUCCACAAGUUUGAACUCUUCACUGGAAGCUGCAGGGAAAACAGGCAAAUCCAAACUCUCAGACUUGCAUAGAGAGCUUGCGUACUGGGAAUCAUGUCUCUGGAAGUCAAGGAAAAGACAGAGGUGCGAUUGGUGUUCAUGGGAGCGGCAGGUGUUGGAAAAACAGCCCUGAUUAAACGUUUCCUACAAGAUAAAUUUGAGCCCAAACAUCGGCGCACAGUGGAGGAGCUCCACAGCAAGGAGUAUGAGGUGGCUGGAGUCAAAGUGACCAUUCACAUCAUGGACACGAGCGGAAGCUACUCCUUCCCAGCCAUGCGGAAGCUCUCCAUCCAGAACGGAGACGCCUUCGCCCUGGUCUACUCCGUGGAUGACCCCGAAUCGCUAGAAGCUGUCAAGAGCCUGCGCGAGGAAAUCCUGGAGGUCAAGGAGGACAAGUUCACACCCAUCGUGGUGGUGGGCAACAAGAAAGACCGACUGCAUGAACGAAGGGUGUCUACGGACGACGUGCUUGCGAAGGUGGAGCUGGACUGGAACAACUGCUUUCUGGAGGCCUCGGCCAAAGAAAACGAAAAUGUGAUGGAGGUGUUUAAGGAGCUGCUCCAGCAAGCCAACCUCCCCAGCCGCCUCAGCCCGGCUUUGCGUCGUCGCAGAGAGACCUUUCCAAAGGACACGGGUCUACGGCCACCCAUGAACAAGACCAACAGCUGUUCCGUCUCCUAAAGCCAGCAAGAAAAAGACAAUAGAGAACGGCAAGGGUUGAGCUACUUCUCAUUGCAAAGCGAUGAUGUGGAAGGCUCUUUUAAAGCACACAAAGAUGCUUUUGUUACAUAGCGAAACUUCCCAUAAUCCUGCUCCAAAAUCAGCAUCCUCCGCAGUGAUGAAAGGAAAAGGGACGAUGAUUUCAGACAAAGGGGAGAAAGAUCAAAAGACAAUGAACUGUUGCAUUUGUGCAAAGAAUCUGUUGAAUGUUUUGAAAGUGAUAUUGAGUUUCUGAAGUUGAGUUGUGUGAUCUGUGUAAAGAGCUACGUCAACAUUCAAUCAUGUAUAUGUUAAUAUAUUCUGACUUCAGUGCUACAGCAUUGCAAUAUUGCAGUGUCAUAAAUGUUUAUUGACAUAAUUUGACUGUAUGACAUUCAUUGGUUUACAAAUCAUGGCACCAAGUAUUAAAGUCACUGUGUCUACUGUUUAGUUGCAUACCAUCAGAAUCUGUGCUUGACACUGUGAACAUGCACUUUUACUCUGUCGGAAACUCAUACAAUGCACUGAUUUCUUUUUAUUUUUUGUCUUUGUUUUUUUUUUUUUUUUUUUUUUUUUGCAACUUGAUUUUUCUCUCUGUCUUUUUUUAUGUAACUUGUAAAAGAAAAAUAAAUGACUAAUUACACCUCAAA